AUGGGCAAGUAUUGCAGUCUUGUGUUCUUAAUCUUGGUACACAUGUUUUCAUACCAUUACAAAAAAUUUCGAGAUACACUUACACUUGGUGUAUCUGUAAAUGUCCAAAAGAACCUGAAUACCAUUUUUAUGGAGAUUACGGAUUGCGGAAAGGAGUGGUCUGAAGAACGCGUCUACUGCGAGCCGCACAUUGACAAAAAGACAUCAAGAAAUCAUCUACCAUGA
Plasmopara halstedii is the source of this 225-nucleotide messenger RNA. RefSeq lists its product as uncharacterized. Bases 1 to 225 code for a protein of 74 amino acids. The record is from RefSeq and is a predicted model, not a curated record. NCBI's taxonomy places the organism in Eukaryota, Oomycota, Peronosporomycetes, Peronosporales, Peronosporaceae. The transcript has 2 exons.